Messenger RNA from Cherax quadricarinatus, 1179 nucleotides. The record is from RefSeq and is a predicted model, not a curated record. NCBI's taxonomy places the organism in Eukaryota, Metazoa, Arthropoda, Malacostraca, Decapoda, Parastacidae.
AUGCCUCGAGGACAAUGGAACAAGACGCCAUCUUUUCAUGUGUUCCAAGAGAAGGAGCAAAAGAACUGUGUGAAGCACUUGCAGCAAUAUUCAGUAAGUCAGGUGAAACAGAUUGGAGUAAAUUCUUGUGAGAAGGAGGAGGUGAAGCAAGAGGUGAAGAAGAAGGUGAUGGAGAAGCUGAAGAAGGAGGUGAUGGAAGAGGUGAAGGAGAAAGUGAAGGUGAAGAUAAAAGUGGUGAGUACAAAUAGCUUGGGUAAAAUUAAUACUGCAGUCAUGGUGGCUCGCCUGAUGCCAGUAGAUCACCUUAAAUCUCUUCUCGUCACUCCGCAGCUCUCAGAAUACUCGACUCUGUUAAGAGUUCGGCACGAUCCACCACGCCGUAAACUACCCACUGCUCAGGGAGCUUCCAGGAUCACCCUGGGGGAGGUUAGAUAUGCCGUCAGUGCAGGUGGUGAUGCACACAUUGAUAUUUAUGGUGUGAGGUAUGAGAAGGAUCCCCUGACUGGUAAAGUGGGCACAGCUUCGGACUUCGGCAAGCAAUUUGUUAUUGGAAGAGUGCCACCUGGUGAUCAGGUGCUGUAUCAGACUGAAAGGCAUCACCAUUCAACUUUUGGAUAUGAAAUUCCUCUCAAAGGUGACGGAGACUACGUUCUUAAAUUUUCAGAGCUGUACUUCAGUGCACUAGAUCACAAGGUAUUUGAUGUUGUAAUGAACAACUAUAUUACAGUAGUUCCGGCACUUGACAUCUUCGGCAGAGUGGGCAGAGGCGUGGCUCACAACGAGUAUGUUCCUUUCACAAUUCUCUAUAACACACUUAUAGUUGGGGGUCAAGAGAGUCCACUCAGAAGUAGCAAAGUCAAGGUUGACUUUGUCAAGGGUUACAAAGAUAAUCCGAAAGUCAAUGCAAUUUUUGUAAUCAAGGGAAGAUUAGAUAAUGUGCCCAAGGUGCCGCCUUUACUCAGGGAAGAGGAUCUCGAUAGUGAUGUAGAGGAGCCCCGGCCGAGUGCAAACUUGCCAAACAGUAAUAACCAAAACAAACAGUCGCAGACUAUGAAGCUCCGACCCAGCGGUCCUCGCACUCCCGACCCCUAUGCCCUGGACGACACCAGUUCUAUGCUACCCGUGUUUGUUGCUAUAGGGGCCGCUAUUCCCAUUCUCUUUUGUCUGUGUAAACUGUGA